AUCUUGCAAUGAAACAUUUCUAUAAUAUUCCUGCAAAUUUUUUAUAUUGUAUGGGAUAAUUAUAAUCCGCAAAGGAUAAUAAAUCGCUAAGCUGAGCUUAUUCAAUCUAGACUAGUUAUUCGACAAAGUUUUAUUACAUGUUAUUACAUUUUACGCGUAAUUUGUUAAAAAUAUCUCUUUCUUUCUGUCGUGUUUUUUCUUCAAAAUGCGUGCGUAAUGUUAUUUCACAGGCAAAAGAUAAACAUUUCCGCAUUUGAGUUUAUUAAAUUGUGAUUGUGUGUUUUUUUUACAAGUAAAUGCAAUUCAUGUGAGAUUCGUUGUGCGUUCCAAACAAAAAGUUAAAGGAAUUUCAUGAACAAUUACGCGAUUGAUCUCUAAAACACGAAAAGAAAAAGAAAAACCGCAGAAACCGCAGCGAAACUCAUCGAUGCAGCCGACGAGCCGGUGAAGGUGCGACACGAAGCGGGAAAUGAUGGAUUAUUAAAUUAGAGUCACCAUGACGACCGGCGGUCAAGGAAAUAGGUGACUGCGGACAGUCGAAGCCUGACUUGCUGACGAUGCAUUAAGCGGUCAAUCGCCGGUUCCGGUUUCGCGACGACUGAGGCAAAAUAUGACACGCGAUGAUCUUCGAGUGCGGUUCGGAAAACACAAUCUUAUCCCGGACGAUGUAAUCAAGUGCGUCGAUCGGAUCGCGCAUAUAUUCACCGCGUAGCCGCGACAACCACGCGUGUGAUCUAAUGGAGAAAAAUCGUCGGCACGCUCGCACGAGACACGACCGAUGUAGAAAUCGGCUCGAUUUGUCGAUCGGCAGUCAGUCGCGACUAUUGGUGCUAGUGACUUGUCGGCAAAUAUCAAUUGUGAAAAUGCCGGAUGUUAUAAUCGUUAGAUAUUAAUCUUGUGAGUAACAAUCGCGGAUGGAGCUAGUAAAAAAUGUGAUAUUGCUGAACAUCCCUCUUAUAACGAGCGGAAUUUUCAACGUGGUAAAAUCUACACGUGCUCCACGUCGAUUGGAAAGCGUCAAGGAUCGCCAGACGAUGUUUUAUUUGGACAAAAAAGGCGCCGCAGCCGCCGCGAGAUACAACUCGUCUACACCGAACGAGGAAGAGAAUUUUGGCGACGAUCGGGAAAUUGCGCUAUCAUCUGGAUCACACCGCGACAAGGAUCAUCGAACAUUCGAGUUGUCCGCAUCAAUAUCUCGCAUCAAGUCCGACGAUUCGGACAGUUGCAGUUUCUCACAGGAUGCGUCGAAACAGGAGAGUGGAAUUUACAUGAAAAUGGAGUUGAAUUCUUUUCAGGACGAUUUGGACAUCGAUCUGAUCGAGAGAGAUGUUAUCAAUGAAACGAACUAUCCGCCCACAACCGUAAACAACAACGAAUGCGAAGUCAAAGAAGAAUUCAAACCCAGAGCUUAUACUCCGGAGAGGCUGAUCAAAUCGCAAAAGUACCGGAUUCUCACACCGUCUCCUCCUUACUUUGUUUUCUCAAAAGCGAAGUUAAUGUCGGAGGAAGGGAAUGAUAAACGAAAGUACCAGCGUUGUCGAAAACGAUUGAAUGGUCUGUUGGAUUCCACGCAAAUCGGUGCAACGCAGUUAAGGACACUUCUGAACAUAUCGCCCACGGAUGUAAGGACGUGCGCAUUUUCUUCACUCAUUUCCGGAAACGAACAAUGCAUCGUCAAUGAUUUUAAUACACCAAUGAAAUCAAAAAAUAUACAAAAUACGGAGACGUUUAGCAGCAACAGAUCGAGCUACGACAGGUUGAAUUCCACCUUAGACAAUUACAAGAACCUGACCAACUGUUUAUCCUCCCUGGACGAUACUUCUGGUAUACAAAGUAACGAUUGGAGUUUGGAGACGCAGAGCGACAUGCAAUACACACCAAUGAGUCUUUGCGACGAGUUGGCGAUCGCAUCGAGAAGUCACACCAGCAGUUUUGCAACCGACCGAAGUACUGCUAUUAACGAAGUGAUGUCUAUCCUUGAAAGCCUUCAGAGUCAUCCUGAAAAGGCAACAAUCCUCUUAAAGGAAGAUGAUCGAUUCGACGAUUGCACGUCCCAUCACGAUAAUUUAACAAGACUGGCUCUGGCUAUAGAGACGGACGAAGAGGUAUCAUCGGCGGUUCCCAAAGAUCCGAAUAAUGCGAUGCACCAUCUUCGUGAGAAAAUAAAACGGUUGCGUCUCGGCAAUAAAGAAAUCCAUCGAGAUAUAUGCGAUUUACGUACAAACUUUCAGGACGACGAAAAGAAAACGAUUGAUUUGUCAAAUAAGACAACGAAACUGUUACAAGACGUUCGCAAUUUGCGAUAUUUUGAUGACCUUCUGAAGCUCUUAAAAGGGAAACUCUACUGGAUAUCCAAGAAAAAAUGGCCAUUUGUUUUAGGACAUAGCGAACCCUAUGAAGAAAAGAAUCUAAUCAUCUGAUUAUGAUCUCAAAAAUCACUGUACCUUUCAAAGACUGUGAUUAUGAUCUCAAGCAUUGUUGCGAAUGGUCGAUACACAAGAUAAAAGAACUUUUUAGGGAAGAAGAUGUAAGUGAUAGGAGUAUUAUAGCUCCUUUUCUCCGAUCUUCCUGAAUUCAAGGUUCAUAAAAGGAAAAGUACCUUUCUUCGACUCGAUAAUCUUAUCAAUGGCAUUGCCAUCUAAUGAUUCAAAAUAAUUAACAUAAUAUUUGACAAUUUGUAAAAACAA
This is a messenger RNA of Linepithema humile (Argentine ant), 2687 nucleotides long. RefSeq names its product putative leucine-rich repeat-containing protein DDB_G0290503. NCBI's taxonomy places the organism in Eukaryota, Metazoa, Arthropoda, Insecta, Hymenoptera, Formicidae. The record is from RefSeq and is a predicted model, not a curated record.